AUGCAUAUUAUUCUAACUGGUGCCACGGGUCUCGUGGGAUCAGGCGUCCUAGACGCCAUGAUAAAGGCCAAAGACAUCACCAAAAUCUCCAUUCUCAGCCGCAAGCCGGUUCAGAUGGCUGAUGAUUCCAAAGACCCUCGAAUCAACGUCAUCAUCCAUCGCGACUUUGAGAACUACGACUCCAAGGUGUUGAAGCAGCUACAGGGCGCAAAAGCCUGUGUUUGGGCCUUGGGCAUCAGCCAGACCAAGGUCAACGCUGAAGAAUACGUCAAGAUCACCAAGGAUUACACCAUUGCCGCUGCAAAAUCGUUUGCUGCACUGACGACGACGCCAUCAGAGCCCUUCCGGUUCAUCUACGUGUCAGGCGAGGGCGCUACGCAGACUCCGGGCCGAUUCUCGGCCAUUUUUGCUCGCGUCAAGGGAGAGACUGAGAAACAACUGAGUGACAUGACGGCUGAGAUGCCGACGAGCCUGCGCGCAGACUCUGUGCGACCGGGAUUUGUGGAUGCCAGACAGCACAAAGCUAUCCUGCCUUAUAUUCCGGAUCCCGGCGCAACGUACAAGGUUCUAGCGACGUUAAUGACGCCUUUGAUCGCGGUGAUGAAGGGAUUGCACUCACCGACCGAUCACCUGGGAGCUUUCUUGACAAAUAUGGCCAUGGGAAAGCUGGACUCCCAGCUGGAGGGGCCGGGUGCGUUUAAACUUGGCAACUCAUGGAUUGUUGGGGCUGCUGGUGUCAGAAGAGUCUCCGGAUUUUGA
Trichoderma gamsii is the source of this 759-nucleotide messenger RNA. RefSeq names its product nucleoside-diphosphate-sugar epimerase. The record is from RefSeq and is a predicted model, not a curated record. The transcript has a single exon. The coding region runs from base 1 to 759 and encodes 252 amino acids. Lineage: Eukaryota; Fungi; Ascomycota; Sordariomycetes; Hypocreales; Hypocreaceae.